Striga hermonthica is the source of this 150-nucleotide messenger RNA. The record is from the annotation of a GenBank genome assembly. Lineage: Eukaryota; Viridiplantae; Streptophyta; Magnoliopsida; Lamiales; Orobanchaceae.
AUGACGCCCCGUAGGGAACCCGAUCACCCAGUUCUUCCUCAGGCCACGGUGGUCGCACAGUUUCGCGACUAUCACCUUGAGAAAUUUUCCGGGCUGGGAGACCCCCGUAUCGUGGACGAGUGGAUUCAGGGCCUUGAAUUUAUUUUCGAG